Actinia tenebrosa (Australian red waratah sea anemone) is the source of this 1524-nucleotide messenger RNA. Its product is annotated as S-adenosylmethionine synthase-like. The record is from RefSeq and is a predicted model, not a curated record. Gene Ontology annotation, biological process: S-adenosylmethionine biosynthetic process. Lineage: Eukaryota; Metazoa; Cnidaria; Anthozoa; Actiniaria; Actiniidae. Gene Ontology annotation, molecular function: ATP binding; methionine adenosyltransferase activity.
AAAUUUUGGGCAGCCGACCUGCUGAAUAGCGGUGUACUCGUGGCGUUUUCGAGCAAACAUCUGUAAAACAAUAUUAGAGUUUUACUGAAAAUACCAAAAUGAAUACAUCAGAUAAGUCUAACAAUACUUUUCUUUUCACAUCGGAGUCUGUAGGCGAGGGACAUCCAGAUAAAAUGUGUGACCAGAUAUCAGAUGCCAUUUUGGAUGCACAUUUGAAGGAAGAUCCCGAUGCUAAAGUCGCUUGUGAAAGUGCUGCUAAGACGGGGAUGAUUGUAAUAUUAGGUGAAAUCACAUCCAAAGCUCAAAUCGAUCAUCAGAAGAUAGUCCGCAACACUAUCAAGCAAAUAGGAUACGAUGAUUCUAGAAAAGGAUUUGACUACAAAACAUGCGCAGUCCUUCAAGCAAUUGAGCAACAAAGUCCUGACAUUGCCCAGGGAGUUCACGUGGGACGAAGCGACGAAGAUGUCGGAGCAGGAGACCAGGGAUUAAUGUUUGGUUAUGCCACAGACGAAACUGAUGAACUAAUGCCUUUAACUUGUGUAUUAGCACAUGGACUUAACAAGAAACUUGCCGAGUGUAGGCGUGAUGGUUCACUUCCCUGGGUGCGCCCUGACUCUAAAACUCAAGUCACUGUUGAGUACAAGUUUGAGAAUGGCAGGGCUGUUCCUAUUCGGGUCCAUACCAUUGUCAUAUCAGUUCAACAUGACGCUGACAUUGAACUAGACGCCAUGAGAAGUCUGUUAAUGCAACAUAUAGUCAAGGUAAAUAGUUCCCCUCUAGAGAUGCCACUGUUAAUUCCUUGCAAAGUAAUUACCAGUGAAUAUUUACCGAGCCGAGAGUCUUUAAAGGGUGAGGUUGAUCGUUCAGCAGGAUAUGCCGCACGUUGGAUAGCCAAGUCUUUAGUAGCGGCUAAGCUUUGCCAUCGUGUGCUUGUACAGGUCUCUUAUGCCAUUGGUGUAGCUGAACCAUUGUCAAUCUCCGUAUUUACCUAUGGCGGUACUGGUUGUCGAACAGAAAAGGAAUUAUUAGAGAUCAUUAAACGUAACUUUGAUCUGAGACCUGGUGUGAUCAUAAAAGAUCUUGAUCUUAAGAAGCCCAUCUACCAGGGCAGCUGUGUUUAUGGCCACUUUAAGCCAGGAUUCCCAUGGGAGGUCCCUAAACCACUCAAUUACGAAUAAAAACCAGAAUGGCAUGAUCCUAAUGUCAAGAAGUAUGACUUGUUCGAAACAUAGGGCUUAGAGAUUAUCAGUACUAGGCCUUCGUAGUAUAUUUUUGUCACUCCCCCCACCCCCUCCCCCUUCAAGUCUGUCCUCUACCCUUACUCAUUCACAGGGACUUUUUUAACACACUCUUAAUAUAACUCUGCACCCAGAGUAACAAAUUGGACCUCCUUCUUCUAGAAGUGGGGUGAGAGAGGACAAAAAUGAAUUACAAUGGCUUUUGUAAAGUAAAACAAGUUUUAUUUUGUAGAAAAUAUUAUAGAAAAUUUUAUAGAAAUAUUAUAGGAUAAUUGUGGAAAUUUGA